This is a messenger RNA of Anopheles funestus (African malaria mosquito), 2272 nucleotides long. Its product is annotated as transcription factor grauzone-like. Gene Ontology annotation, cellular component: nucleus. The transcript has 4 exons. Gene Ontology annotation, molecular function: zinc ion binding. NCBI's taxonomy places the organism in Eukaryota, Metazoa, Arthropoda, Insecta, Diptera, Culicidae. Bases 514 to 2187 code for a protein of 557 amino acids. The record is from RefSeq and is a predicted model, not a curated record.
UUAUGCAGAACUUCGUGUUUCUGUAGCUUCGAACUGGAAAUAUUUGGAAUAAUUCUUGAUUGCACUGACCGAGCGACGUGUGUGCUUCGGUGUGCGUAUUUUUUACUUUAACAAAUUUUUGAGCUGGCUUUUUAAUCUGACAGCUAUCUAUUAGCUGCCAGGUUCGAUCAUGUUGUAAUUCAUCUGCCAUAUUGAAUUGUCUAUGAGUCUUUUUUCAGAUUGGAAUUGAAACAGGUUUUGAAAAUACUAUUACGCAUAAAAUGUAUUUUAAAACAUUUCAGAUUUUUUCAACCAUCAGUGUGAUUCCGUUGCGUUUUGUGCCUAAUUUUGGAAAAUAUAAAUCUGAUCAUGAUUUCAAACGGUCUGCUCUUAUUCAAGUGUCAUCUCGUGAAAAGUAAACAAACAAAAUUGCAUCAAACGUUUGCAAACACAAUCACGCAAAGAUGGAACGAGAAAUCCUGGAAUAAUUCUUGUGCUUGUAGUUUGUGAUAUUUUUCGGUUUAUGUAACAAACAUGGAAGAAACUGUAGUAGAAUCCACCGAGAACUGUUUAAAAUGUCGUCUUUGUUUACAUAAUGCUGACUUUAUGGUUUCAAUAUUUGGCUCGCGAGGGCAAAAAGCACACAUGAGUAACAUGUUGCUCGAGCAUUUAAAUCUCUCGGUCAAAGAAGAUGAACAACUUCCGAAACAUAUCUGCCUGAAGUGCUGGCACACGGUAGAGUACAUUCAUUCGUUCGUACAACUGGUGGAACAAAACCAAGCCAUCUUGGCAAAUGUGCGUGAUAAUUCGAACUUUAUCGUCUAUCAAUCAGAAUCGGUACUCGAAAAUAGGAAAAGCUUUGAAUUUAUAAACGAUGUAAUUGAAUCCCGAUCGAGCCCUCCUUCGUACGAUGAGGCACAGAAAACGAAACUUGUAACGCAAAUGGCAAACGAAGAAUAUGAGGAAGAAGUAAUAGAAAUUGAAGAUGAACCAAUGUAUGAUGUUGUCUCAGUAAGAAGCAAUGAUGGCCACGCAACAGAACAUAUCAUCCGUGAUGUGUUACCUCCGGAUGAUGAUUCUAACGCCGCGAUACAAGAAGAGCCAGCACAAUGCAAGGAUUUCACUAGUAUAACUACCCAGGACGGAGAAUCUGGUAUUGUCAUUCGGGUGAAUGAUUAUCAAUUUCCACAGAUGAUUCGGAACGGAACAAUGAUUGUCCAUGGGGAGGAGUUGGACAAAUGUUUAGCCGCUUAUUACGGAUUAGAUUGCGAACUGUGCCAGCAGCAAAACUGGAUCACAAUUGAAGAACUAUUCAAACAUCACCGGCAGGUACACGGAGAGCAGGGUUUUAUUAACUGCUGUGGCAAGAAGAUGGAAAAGAAAUCGCUCAUGGCGAUGCACUUGGCAAGGCAUGUACAACCGGAAGCAUUCGAGUGUCCGAUAUGCAAGAAGAUGAUGACAACACCACGUAUACUUAAGUCUCACAUGCAGAAUCAUCUCCCGGAGGAAGAAAAACCGUACAAAUGUAAACUAUGCCCACGCCGCUUUGGCUAUGUUAGUGCGCUUUUAAUCCACGCAUCCACACACCGGGAGGAAAAUGAAGAAAAGUGUGUCUACCAUCUGUGUUAUAGCUGCGGACGUGCAUUCCGUUCCGGCGGAAAGCUGGCGGAACACAUUGCCGAAUCACAUAAAACGGAUGGUAGCAGCAAUUGCACAAUUUGCGAAACGUGUGGUAAAACGUUCAUAUCCAAGAGUAACCUCAACUACCAUCUUACUACGCAUCAGCCUAAGGUGUUGCAUCAGGUUCAAUGUGAGCACUGUGGGAAGUGGCUCAAAAACAAACUCUGCCUUCGUAAGCACAUGCUGCAACACUCCCAGGUGCGCCAUAGAUGCGAUAAAUGCGACUACACUACGGUUAACAUGCAGAGCUUACAGAACCAUCAGCGCGUCCAACACACGGACCACAAACCAUUCGAAUGUACAACCUGUGGUAAGUGUUUUAAACUAAGGAGUAAUCUCCGGGAACAUUUGGCCCAACAUCAGAAGAACCAAAAGUACUCGUGCGAAUUUUGUUCGCGCCGGUUCACCUCCAAAAGCAAUUACUACUGUCACCGGAAGCGGAUGCAUUUUGCCGAAUUGGAACAGCAAAAGCGACAGAAGGAACAGGAAGAAAGUGCACAUCGCAUGAAACUAAAACUACAACAGUGAGAAAUAGGAAGAAAUGGUAUACAUCCUUAUCACGUUCUCAAAAAAGGUGUGAAUAAAUCGAUAGCAAUGCUUGCGAGCCUAGAAA